Theileria parva strain Muguga is the source of this 3450-nucleotide messenger RNA. RefSeq lists its product as uncharacterized. Gene Ontology annotation, molecular function: protein serine/threonine phosphatase activity; calcium ion binding. Bases 181 to 3399 code for a protein of 1072 amino acids. The transcript has a single exon. The record is from RefSeq and is a predicted model, not a curated record. Lineage: Eukaryota; Apicomplexa; Aconoidasida; Piroplasmida; Theileriidae. Gene Ontology annotation, cellular component: nucleus; cytoplasm.
CUGAAAUGGGAUUUUAUUCAUGAUUGAACAAAUUUGCACAUAAAUAAAUUUGAUCCAAACUUCAUUUAAAUACACAUCUUUAUUGUUAUUUUGAACAUUAUUUUUUUAACUUUUUCUUCAAAUAAAUUUAAUAACCUCAGAAAUUAAUAUUACACAUUAAAUGAAGAUUUAACCAUUGGAAUGGAUAACUAUAAAUUAAAGACUUUUGAUUCGGCAGAAUUUUCUGCAAAACUUGUACCUCUACACACUCAGCAAGAUAAUCUAAAUCAAAAGUAUAAAAAUACUGGUAAUAAUAACGAUAAAUUUAACCCAUUUGAUGAAACGCCGCUAAAAGAACACUCAGAUUACUCUGAUUUAUCAAAAUCUCCAACAUCUUUUACUAGAUGGAUGUCUCAAUCAGCGCUCCUUGAUAAUCUUGCAGGCGAUAAUUCAUCACCUUCUAGAGGAGAGUUUAGUUAUUUUAAGGAUAAAAAAGUAAAUUUGGAUGAAGAUUCUAGUGUUUUUGACAGUAUAUAUGAAGAAUUUGGACUACUAUUCGAUAAAUCCAAAGGGUCUGAACACAAUAAUUCAGUUCUAACAUAUGUUUUAUCCAAAGGUUCUGACGAUGAUUUAAAGAUGGAUGAUGAAAUUUUGUCUGAAUUUACCAGUUUCAAAAAGAAAUAUUUUGAAUUAAUGGACAAAUCACUAAACGACGUUAGGAUGAAGAGAGCAUUUCUUACAGUAUUGUUCAACCACUACGGCUCCUCAACAAUCUUUAAGUAUAUGACAUAUCAUGAAUAUAUGUCAAUUCUGAAAACCCACAACGUUUUUCCAGACGAAUCGGCAUCAAAAUUCAUGUUCCAAGCCAUGGAUAGGAAAAAUAACUUGAUGUUAACACUUAACGAAUUUGUUUCAGGAAUGUUAUCAUGUUCCCCUGAAUGUGAUAAUAAUUUGAAUUCUUCGUCAGGAAAGUUGAGGUUACAGCAUAUUUUCAGAGCAUACGACCCAGAUAGACGUGGAUAUUUGGAUAAAGAUUCUCUAGACUUGAUGUUUGAUCAUUUAUCCCAAGGCUCAGGAAAUGUUUAUAAUUCAGAAGAGAAAAAUAAAUUUUCAGAGAGGCUGUUGGAAAUGUUCAACGGAAAGUUGAGUUAUGAUUCAUUUUAUUACUGUGUUGAGAAUGGACUAUUAAAAAAUACAAACUCACUCUUCAGAUCAAAACACGACACGGCAAAUUUAUUUAAAGAUUUUGUUACAAAUGCCUUGCUUAAAUUUAGUAAAAAUUCAGCUUUUAACAGUCCCGAAUUAUCAAGCAAUACCAUGUUUGAUACCACAAGGUCGGUUAGAAAUACUUCACCAGAUAAACUUUCCCAUCGGAUAACGCAACUUAAUUUUCAAGAAAUGAGUAACAACUACUAUUCAUAUAGUAAUCAAAAUCUGACAUUCUCAUCUACAACCAAAACGUCAUUAUGGAGUCAUACCCCAAGAGCAUAUUCUGAGUUUACACAUAAUAAAUCACCGAGUAAGGAUUAUGGUUCAAGUUUUGAUAGUAAUUUUUACAAAUCUCCAUUUUCUCCGCCAAAAUCCAACACGAGUAGACUCGAGGAACUUUCUAAAUUAUAUGGAGAUAAAGCCUACGACGAUGAAAAUAAAGAGGAUUUUUUUAGUAAAACUCCAAAUAAUGAACAAACACCACCCAAAAUAGAUAAAUUCGAGUCUGAAGAUAUUUUCCAAACUCAAAAUGUUAAAACAAAAGACGAACUUUAUGAAAAAUCGCCCCCCAAACAAGAAGUCUUCGAUGAUGCAUUGAGCUUUAAAAUACCAGAUUCAAAUGAUAGAAAUGACAAAUUAGAGCAACUUUUGGAGAAGCUUCAUCAUCCUGAAAAGGCCAGUCUCGAAGGAUUGGAACCCAAGCAACUUGUGAAUCUUGAGGGUGUUGAAUCAUUUGAUGAUGUGUUCGAAGAUGACACUCAACUUCAGGAACAAUAUAAGGAGAUGAGUGACUUUUUCGUUUCACUAGAAAGCGUUGAGGAUUUAAUUCAGAAUGAAAAGGAGGCUGAACUAAAUGAAAAUUUUAAAGCUGAUGACGACAAUUUGACAUACAAUUUUGAUAACUUAGACCAUAAACUUGAGUUUGAAAAUUCAGAUAAACUUGUUGAUAAUGAAGAGAACCAACAGGAACUGAUGAAAUUGAUGACAUUUGGAGAUCCAUAUACCGAAACUAAUGAAGAAGCUAAGAAGACUUUUGAUGUACUACCUAGUGAAUCACCAUCUAAUUUAUCUGAUUCUAACAAGCCUCUAGUGAACUUGACACUCCAGACCCUCACUGAUCUCAUUUCUAAUAAAUAUAAAUCGAAAAUUUUAGUUUUUAAAGGCCUGCUGGUUGAUGAUACAGUUGCCAAACUGGUUUUGACAAACUUUAUGGCCCACUCAUUUGAUGAGUCAACCGACCAUAGUACUAUGAAGUGGUGCACAUACAGUGAUAUUGUGAAUCUUUGUGACUCAGCUUGUUAUAUUCUUAAAAAGGAAAACUCUUUGCUUAAUUUAAAUGGAGAAUUCCAAGUCUAUUCAUCACUAAAUGGUGACCUUUCAUGUCUUCUCGACCUCUUUAAUGCAUAUGGAUGGCCAAUGACUAAUAAAAGGUGUGUUGAUGAACUUGUUAAAACCGGGACCUUAAAUUUUAAAAACAAUAACUGUUUUCAAUUUAACUGUUCGUAUCUCUUCUUUGGUGGUUUUGUCUCUGAUUCUAGUUCAUUCUGUUUAGAAUUUGUGCUUUUGCUGUUUGCUUUGAAGGUGCUGUUUCCUUUCCAUGUGUAUUUUUUGAGAUCGAGCAAAGAUGAACGAGAUUAUACAAAUAAUGCAGGGUUUUACGACGAGAUAUACAGGAAAUUAUCCACUAAUUAUGAUUCACUCAAGUUGCUCAACGACGAGACUUUGUUACUCCAGUGUUCCAAGGAGCUCUUUCAUAAAAUAAAUGACGUGUUUGAGUACAUGCCAGUUUGUGCUGUUCUAAACCAGGAGGUUCUUUGUGUGGAUAAACUGACGAGCAAUUUCAAUCUUUCGAAAUUAGAGAACUUGAAUAGACCUCUGACUCUUUCCAAUUGUGAUAAGGAGAUCUACGAGUUGCUCUUUGAAAACAAAAAUCCAGGUGACAAGACUACAAAUAACAAUGAGGGUCUAUUACAAGAUACUGGUGGAUAUAAUACAGUUAAAGAAGAAGAUAACGAUUUUGGUUUGGGUGAGGCCAAAAACUUUAAGAUGGUUAUUUGUUCAUCUGAUUCGCUAGAUACAGGUUUCAAGUACACUUUUAAUAAUAAAGUUCUUCUAUUAUCAACUAACUUCAACAGGAAGAACGUGGAAAGGGUUGCCACUUAUCUCUCUAUAAAUAAAAGAAAACUAACCCACAUGUCUCUUAAGCUGUGAUAUUAAAGUUAAAACAUCAUUUGUAAAAUAAUUAAUAUGAUCAUUUAAAUA